Molecule: messenger RNA, 2398 nt
Organism: Saccostrea echinata
Lineage: Eukaryota; Metazoa; Mollusca; Bivalvia; Ostreida; Ostreidae
Product: homeobox protein Hox-B6a-like
Exons: 2
Coding region: 85-876 (263 amino acids)
Biological process (GO): regulation of transcription by RNA polymerase II; anterior/posterior pattern specification
Cellular component (GO): nucleus
Molecular function (GO): RNA polymerase II cis-regulatory region sequence-specific DNA binding; DNA-binding transcription factor activity, RNA polymerase II-specific
Source: RefSeq, a predicted model, not a curated record
GGUUUAUCUUUAUAGUGAAGGGUUGCAGGGUCUUCGAGCCAUCUAAAACGAAUUUCUGGAACUCAAAUAAUUUCUCUAGAAUUGAUGGUUUUGUCGUGUCAAAAUUUCUCCGAGAAUCUUUCUCAAUUUUCCACACGGUCGGGGAUGAGCUCGUAUCAUCUACCUAUGCGACCCUCCGUACCGACCCGAGCAGAUGAAAUUCAUAAUAAUGCAGAGGGAGCCGCUUACAUGGACCACUUUCUAAAUAUCCCAGAUAUAUGUCCCCCUGGGUCAGACUACAGGUCCCGGGGGUACUACAUGGGAUCCUACCCAGAGGCUUGCCGAAUGGAAGCACUGCAAUCACAUCAUCGCAAUCAUGACUUUUCAAGAAUGGGUUUAGCGGGUGCCAGGACCUCUUAUUUCCAAAAUAUGAAUCUUCCUGGGAGUCUCCGAUUCAGGGAGAAUGUAUCGGAGGGAAUUGUCAACAAUGCAUCGUCUAAUAACAACAAGAAUGAGCCCAUUAGUCCGUGCUCUACAGGGACCCCAACAACGGGAGAAGGAGACACCCCUCCCUCAUUUUAUCCCUGGAUGUCAAUUGUUGGCCCAAACUCCAAUCAACGCCGCAGGGGACGACAGACGUACACCAGAUUUCAGACACUAGAACUCGAGAAAGAAUUCAAAUUCAAUAGAUAUCUCACAAGGAGGAGGAGAAUAGAACUAUCUCAUAUGUUGUGUUUGACGGAAAGACAAAUCAAAAUAUGGUUUCAAAAUAGACGAAUGAAGGAGAAAAAAGAACUUCAAGCCAUAAAGGAACUGAAUGAACAGAGUCGUGUUCCGGAACCUAAGACCAGAGUGACCCCCGAUCCGCCCUCGCCUAGCGAAACCAGCAAGAGUUGACAUAAGUAAUGUGUUCCUAUUAAGGGUAGCUACCUCUUUCUCCUGAUAUCAUUGUGUGUUAAAAUCGUCCGCGAGUUCUAAAAUGCAAGCGAACUUUAAGAAGGAAUAUGGCAGCGAUAUUCUAAAAACUAAUAGAAAGAACUAGAAAAGGACAACUUGGAGAAAUAAAAAGAAGGUAUUAAAAUGAACUUGGAUAACUUUUGAUAAAAGUUAAAACAUGACUAUUUUUCAAUCCCACUUUCAAAACGAGAAAAAGGUCGAAAGACAACAAAAUUAUCCAGUCUUUAACGAGAAGGAGAUUUACAAGCUAUUUAUGACGUCAUUUUUUUUCUGUUUAGUUACAUUUAUGUACAUGUAUUAUAUAUUCGGAUAUAUAUUUAAUAUAUCAACUGGUCCACGUUCAUAGUGUCCUACAUGUGCUGUUUACAAUAAUUUUAGCGUUUUUUUUUUCUUAGAGUUACAAGAUGGGUAAAAUCUUUACUGUUUUAUAAUUUUACAUACAUUUAUAUAUUACAUAUUCGGAUGUAUAUUUCUUAUAUCAACAUGUUUUUGUCUUCGGUUCCUCAACUGUGCUGUUAAUGAUAAUGUUGGCGUUCAUUUCUUAAGGAUAAAUGGGUAAUAAUUUACAGUAAGUAUACAAAAUUUACGACAUCUAUUUACAAACGCAAUCAUAUGAUUAGAAAUUUUGUACACUGAAGACUACUGGUCAAUAUCGAUUUACAUACCUCCAUUUUUAUGCCAAAAUUUGUUUUUGUUAAAUUGGCAUUCUGUAUAAAUAUAUUUUUUUUUCUCAGAACACGUAGUAGAUAACUUCAUUUAAUAAUUUUAUUAUUUCAGUAAUUCAGUUUUGUUAUUCACUUUUAAGAAAAACCUAUGCAAAAUGGCGAUGGUUUAUAUAUAUGAAAGAGAACAGAAUUAUUAUUAAUCUGUGAGUUACUUAAAGCAGACAGUUUUAGUGAUAGAUUAGUUAAUUGAUUGGAAUGGGUAUAGUCUAUUGUCAGAGGUUUGGUUUGACCAAGACUAAGUCAUAUAAAGUCUGGUCACUUGACCAAAUUAAUGGAAAAAUGUCCAUCUUCUGGACAGCACUGACAAGCUAUUAAUUAUUAUUAUAAUGAUACAGCAUAUCUUUCAUUAAUACCUAAGAUAUCGACAGUGGUGUGACUUUAGACAUUUUUAUAGGCUGUAAAAAUCACGAUAUUUCGGAUUAUUUCCUCAUUAUAUCAAUUUGUAAUAUAUUGACUAUCAUUGCUUUUUCCCCUUUUCAUUCUGCAAAAAUUGCUCAUGUAUAUGUUUAUUUUCUUUUCUCUCUCUCUUUUUUUUUUUUUACAAUGCCUUAUAUAUGUGAACGAGAAUUUGCAAAAACGAGAACUAUUUCGAGCCAUUAUUAUGUUAUGAUUAUAUAUGAUACAAGUCUUGAUGUUGUAUGAAUGAAAUAUGUUUUAUGUGACAUAAACUAUGUGCUUGUGUCAAAAUAUUGGCACAGUCAGAACGAGAACUGCAAUAAAAUGUUGUUAUACUUUAA